Guillardia theta CCMP2712 is the source of this 979-nucleotide messenger RNA. RefSeq lists its product as hypothetical. The record is from RefSeq and is a predicted model, not a curated record. Lineage: Eukaryota; Cryptophyceae; Pyrenomonadales; Geminigeraceae. Gene Ontology annotation, molecular function: ATP hydrolysis activity; ATP binding; lipid carrier activity. Gene Ontology annotation, biological process: transmembrane transport; lipid transport. The coding region runs from base 1 to 825 and encodes 274 amino acids. Gene Ontology annotation, cellular component: intracellular membrane-bounded organelle; membrane. The transcript is spliced from 3 exons.
AUGACGGGUCGGGAGCACCUCGUCCUGUGUGCUGAGCUCGCGGGGUUGAAGGGAGCGACAGCGCAGAACAUAGCGACGUCGCUGCUGCAGGAGUUCGGCAUCGCCGAGUGGGCUGACAAGUGCGUCAAGACGUACUCGGGGGGGACGAGGAGGAAGCUCUGUGCUGCUCUCUCGAUGGUCGGGGACCCCUCCAUCCUCCUCCUCGACGAGCCCAGCACUGGAGUUGACCCGAUCAGCAAGAGGAGGAUGUGGGAUUUCUUCCGCUCGCGGCUGCCAGGGCGGACGAUCCUCCUGACUACACACAGCAUGGCGGAGGCGGAGGCGAUCAGCACUCGGGUGGCGAUCAUGAGCAAGGGAUCGUUGCGCUGCAUCGGCUCCGUGCAGUCGCUCAAGUCUCGCUUCGGUCGCGGCCUCGUCCUUCAGGUCAAGCUCCCUGCUGCCUCUCGAGCUCUCCUGCGCAUGAGGCUGGAGGAGCUCCUGCGGGAGAAGCUCCCAGCAGCGGAGGUGAAGGAGGAGGAGCAGGAGCAGGAGCAGGGUGCUUCCUCCUCCAGCAAGAUGUUGAGUAGCGGCAGCAGCAGCAACAACACCAACAGCAUCUUCACUCUGCACGUGCAGAUGAAGGAGCAAGCAACUGAACCUAGCACGCAGAUGCCGCUUGCUGAUUUGUUUGCUGCCAUGGAGACGUGGAAGGAGGAAAUGAACAUUGAGGACUACUGCAUCAGUCAAGUCAGUCUAGAGCAAGUGUUCCUCAAAGUCACACAGACAAGCGAGGAUGGAGCUGUUUCGUCUCUUCCUCUUCCUCCUCCUCCUCCCGGCUCAUCAUGACGAUUGUCAUCUCCUCUCGCCUCCUUCCUCCCCAUCCCCCCCUUCCCUUUAUCCACAUUUCUCCUCCUCCUCCUCCUCCUUCCCCUCUGCGACAUCCAGGGAGUUUUCCAGUCUCGUACUCAUCCCGUGAUUGUAAUCAACAUGUCUGUCUCUC